Molecule: messenger RNA, 17854 nt
Organism: Pocillopora meandrina
Lineage: Eukaryota; Metazoa; Cnidaria; Anthozoa; Scleractinia; Pocilloporidae
Source: the annotation of a GenBank genome assembly
GCACCGUUGCAUUUUGGCGCUCAAAGUAUCACUUUACGUCUCUCUCUCUCUCUCUUCUUAGCAUGGAUGAGUUACGGCUCUUUCCUCGACACUGAGGUCUUCAGGGUAAGUGUUAUGCCCACCAAAUUUCUAUUGUGAUAAUUUUACGUUUUUUUUUCUCGCAAUUGUUAUUUCUUAUCCCUCUUGAAAACUGCGCAGUGAAACGUUGCAUUCCACGUGCUCGAUUUCAAUGCCUAAUUAUUUGUGUUUGGUAAAAUUUGUGCACAGCCUCAUACUAUUGUAAAACAAAUCUGUUUUCCCAAUGGCAAUGUAUUGUUUUUGUCAUUGUUUUCUCUAUCCAAGAACUGAUUGCAUAAUGUAGUAUGGGGCUGUGCGGAAAUUUUACCUUUGUGUUUAUCAGAUUGUUUAUCUAACGUUUUUUCAAAGUACUUCAUAUUAGCGGUUCUACAUUUUAAAUGUAGAUAUGUCAAUAAGCGAUUUCUAGCAAGAAGGAUGUAGCGCCUUGAAGGGCAAGAUUUCCGCACAGCCCACUGAUUCUGCGUUUGUCCACAAAGUUCUUGCAUAACGGAAACGCACUGGCAAAAAUAGUAGAUUGCCUUUGGAACUCCUUUACGGCUUUGUUUCAGAAUAUUCUGGGGCUAUGCAAAAAUCUUUCCUCUUUUCGUACAAACGCUAAGGAGAGAUGUUGUCUUCGAGCAUAUUCUACGUCAAAAUUGCUUUGCCAGCGUUAUAACUAACGGUUCGGCUUAACUAUUGUGUUAAUCCAAGUGAAUGAUCAAUUUUCAGUCCCCUGGGUUAAAGCCCACCUGUGUUAGCUAAGAGAUUGUCUGUUAUAUCAGCUAACUUCUAACAUCUGUUAUAUCAGCUAACGUUAUGUCCUGGCAAUUACUGUGGGAAUUGCAAAGGUGAGACUUAAUGAAAUUUACCUCAACUCAGCUAGGAUCCUUGAAAAGAAUUUGCCUGGGAUUGUGAGGCUAUUUCAUGUAUAUCUGACCUUCAAAAUGCUCUUACUGGAAGAAGUUUCCAUUUAUUGAAACAAUCUUUCCCUUUCACUGAUUAAAUUGUUUUAAAUCACAUACACAUUGUAAAACUCAGGCUAGACAUACAAUGUUAUAGUCUACUGACCAAAAACUACUCUUUUUCAUUAUAAAUAUGUGCAUGAGUAAUGAUAAUAAUAAUAAUAAUAAUAAUAAUAAUAAUAAUAAUAAUAAUAAUAAUAAUAAUAAUAAUAAUAAUAAUAACAAUAACAAUCAAAACUAUAACAAAAUUCUCAAACAUGGUUGGUUAGCACCAGUCCUAUUUGAGUACCAAUAGGUCAUGCCUGUGUUUGUGUCACAUGUGUGCUGUUGUUGCACUUUUUGCUAAGUUAUCUGUUGUUUUCUAUGAAAAGGUAUAACCAAGGGCUAGUUUGUUUCUAGAAUGUUGUCAUAGUUUUGAUUAAUUGGUAACAGGACUUCAAGCUGUCCAAUUCUGUCUCUAAUCAUACUUGUGAUUAACAAAUUUGUCAUUCACUUCAAAUUCGUCAUGGAUUUUUUGGUAUCACUUUCACAACUAGACUUCAUCAGACCCCACUCAGUCCUAUCAUCAUUAUACUUAUAAUGAUAACCAAAGUGAUAACAAUAAUGAUGAGAUACUUGAGGUUAAGUGAAUUUUCUACAGAUGUUCCAUGUGUUCCCUCGAUGAAAUGAGUAAAAUCUUAGGAACUUUUUAGUUGUAAAUAUAUAGAACUAAAUUUGUGAAUGAUGGUGUAAGAAAGAAUUUGUUUUUAGAUCAUGUUUUAAAAUGUAACUUAAUUUAUUUACUUGAAUAAGCACCUCCCCCCUGAAUAUGUGCAGCACUUAUUCUAUUAAUUUUUUCUGUCAUGAGCUGCAAUGACUCAUGCACAUUCUGAUAUCUUAAGGCAAUUAGAAGCAAAUCGUCUUGAUUUGGAAAGUGACAACAGGCUGACUGCUCCUCGAAAAAGACGGAGAGGUAUGUAAAUGUAUGUGCAUUGUUAUAAAGCCUGGAACUUUUGUAGUAGGGUUAAUCUGUGGGUUUCUUGUUAGUUUUCACAAGCAACAGUUUGAAUCUCAGUUGGAGGUGUAUGUUUGGACCUUGUGACAAACAAAAUUUAAAAAAUUUUCUAGAUUUAGUUGUACUUGUGAAUGUGGAGACAACAAUUAUUUUGAUCAAAUUUUUGUAAGAUUUCCUGUAAGAAAAAACCUAAAUUAUGCCUCACAGAGUUGUAAAUGUAUAACUGAUCAUUUUCCUAAACUAAUGGGGCUAAAAGAAGUUUUGAAGAGUUAACCCUUUAACUCCCAGAUCAAAUUUGUAAUUCUUCUUACUGUCAGUAAUACAAUUCUUAUAAUGUCACUUCAGAGAAUUAAGUAUUGGAUCAACUAAUUAUCUCCAAAUUGAUUUUUUCUUUCAUUCUCAUCAAUUAUUUGGUUGAUAUUGUAUUGAUAAUGUAAGGAGAAAUUCUGUCUUGGUCACUCAUGGGAGUUAAAGGGUUAACACUUAAGGCUAGAUAAUCUGACUGGUAAUCCUUCACAUAAAUAAAUAGUAGUCAGGACCAUGUAAGGGUCUCAUUUAUCAGCCAUUUUACUGGUGUUGUGUCCUACUUCCUCUUUGUCAAAGAUUUGUCAAAUACUCUCUCAUGUGGUCAAAUCAAACUAGUCUGAAUUUGUUCUGACCCAAAAUUACUACUGUAUUACUACAUUCACUUUUUAUCUGAAAGUUUAGUUUCUUUUGUACUUAGUGGGUCUGGAAUCUAGUGAUUCCGAGAGCUCAAGUCCAGAGACAGAUGACUCAGUUUCCAGAUCUGAUGGGAGCUCAGACACAAACACAGACAGUUACACAGAGGAAGAGGACUUUGGUCUUAUAGAGGAGAAACCUAUUCUAGCCAAACAAAAAGGUAGAGCUGUGUAUAUUUACAUAUAUAUAAUGUACAUGUUGCUUACAAAGGCAUGUCAUCACAAUCAGUUUGUUUAAGCAUGCUUCACAAUCCAAUCAUUCUUUAACUACACUCAAAGGCAUUAUGAAAGCAAAAAAUUAAUGCCAAUUUGCUUUAAUAUUUUUUAAUUCUGGGAGAGUUUUGGUGUAACCUUUGUUGUAGAUUUCUGAGUUUAAAAUGUCAUUGAAAUUAAUACUAAAUGCAUCUUUUACGUCAAAAGGGUUUUGUUGCUGGCUAAGUCUAUUUAAGAGUAAAAGACCUAUAUACAAUGAAAACUAAUGAAAAAGCUCAAUUAUGGUACCAGAGACACAUAAUUUGCCUCCUAAAUUUCACCUGAACCUUUUGAAAUAACUUUUGUAAUUCACUCCAAAGUAUGAAUUAUUUGUUUAUCAAGAGUCAGUUAGAGUCUGUUACAGUUCCUAAGGGCUGUAGAUAAAAACUUCACUAUUUUGGAAAUUUAGCCUGAAGGUAGAAGAAGAAAAAACUGGUGUAAGGCUAAGUGCAUGUUUGUGCUACAUGUACACAUAACUACCUGCUCUCUUGCACCAAGACCCAUGUGAAAGAUAUGCUCUUAGAACUCUGAUAUAUGCUCUCAAAAGCUUUCAAAAAGCAAGUUUUACAUUAAUUGUACAAUGACAUAAAUAAGUUGCCUCACCUCUGGUACCAGGGCUCUAUAAGAACAUGGUCAUGCUUUUGUGGGUAGUUAAUGCAUAGUGCUAAUUUCCAGAUUUUAUUUCAGAAUUAACUUCCAAUUUAAUCAUAAAGUACUUUGAAUAGUCAAUUUUGCAUGUGCACAAUUAGAUGCCAUUUUACAAGAAUGUGGCUGAGAGUGCCUUUCUCAGUAAUAAUUUGUUAUACUAACCUUGCUAGGUCUCUUGUCUCUUUUGUAACAAAGUUAACCUUAGCUUUUACCCUCAAACAACUCUGAAAUGGACUAUUCUCAAACACAACGAACCUUACAAGUCCAUUAGUUUUCUUUUUUAAGUAUGUGAGACAUUGUAAGCACUGAACUCUUGUGAACCUUAUCUAUUCAAGUUUCCAAGAACACCAAAAAGCAGACUGCUAAAGCUUCCAACACAACAAAUAAAAUGGAGAAGAAUGAAAAAGGUAACAAUUUUUGUGACAUCGUUUAUGGCUUGUUCCAGGCUCAGAUGGUCAUUGCAUGUGGGUUCAUGAAGAAGUAAUUGCAGUUUUAAGACGGAACACCAACUGACUUACCUCAGUAUAAUAGCACAUAUUCAAAUUAUCAGUGCAUGCAUGCCUGUUCUUGGCUUUGUCUUACAUUAUGAAGCAAAAGUAUUUUGGAGUUACGACAUUUGAAUAACAAGCACAAUGUUGCCAUUCUUGUGUGAAGAGCUCAUUACAAAAAAGUCACAGAGGUAAUAUCAUUGGUAAUGAGAGAAACAGUUUCUUUAGUUAUGUGUAGUUUCUGUUUUUGUGUGUGUGUGUGUGUUUUUUUUUUACCUAGUUUGAUGUUGUGUUUUUAUAUUCAGCUAUGUGCCAUUAUUUAAUUAUGCUGGACUAUUUUUUAAGGUGCAUCUGAGGAAAUUCCGGCUAAAAAACCAAGGAAAAGAAAGAUUAGCAAGGAGAAUACAGGGAAAGGUAACUUAUUUAUAAAGAUCAGCACUAUUAGAUAACUUCAAGUCAGAUUAAAUCCUUGUAUAGGACUUUGUCUAUAAUGGUAAUUGAACUGAGUGGAGUGCAAUUUGGGCUGAAAUAAUACGUGUGAUUUCAAAAUCAAUUGAGCGCAUAGCACGAGUUCAAAUUGAAAUCACAAGUAUGAUUUCCAACCAAAAUUGCACGACACAAGGUUCAAUUACCAUUUUAUUGCAUCCAUUUUGAAAUCACCCAAAUACAGGACUUGGUCACUUAAAAUAUUUUAUUGAUGCAGUACUGAGCCAGUUUGAAAUUAAAUUUAUCCAUUUUGGGGGGGGUGGGGGGGGAGUAAGAGUUUUGGAAACAAAAGUAGCAAAAUUUGCCAUACAGUACUCUUUGUCUAUCAUUUUCUUGCAAUUUUAUUGGUUACUUUAAACAAGCCUUGAAAUCUGAUUGGUUGUUUUGUUUUUAGUGUGGCCUGCUCAUUGGCUGGGAAAAAGAUGUGAUUUAAAGCAAAAAAUGGUGUGAUUCAUGAAUAAAUUGCACCAAUUAGAGCCAAUCAGAUUACAGGCACCACCAGUGAUUUCAAAAUGGGUGUAAUAAUAUUUAAUAAUGUUGCUUCCAGAUUCCUAAAAAAUGCAAAUGGGGGUAGUUGUAAGACAGGAGCUAAUGGUCAACAAGUUGUCAACAGCAUAUAGGAGAUAUCUUUAGCAGGCAUGUUUUGCUGACUUACAUUGCAUUAUAUUAGAGAUGAAGUUUUACACAAAAUUGAUAGGGAGAAUAAAUUCUGCAUCAUUUUAGGAGAUUUUAAUCUUGAUAUUCUUAAACUGGAUUCUCACCCAGAUACAGAAGGUUUUUUAAAUAUUUUGGGGUCCUUCAGCUUUCAACCUCAUAUUUUACAACCUACUUGAAUUACUGACCACUCGAAAAAUCUAAUUGACAACAUUUUCUUCAAUUCUUGGAAGUGGGAAUAUUGUUUAUGAUGUUACUGAUCACCUACCUAAUUUUCUUAUUAUUCAAAAAUUCACUUCUUUACCUAUCAAUGUAAAAAAUUGCAAGCAGUUUGGUUACUUGGUUGAGUGCUAACAAACUUUCACUUAAUAUUGAUUAGUCGAACUUUGUCAUUUUCCACCCUCCACAAAGAAAGUUACCCUUUCAUGUCACACUCUCUUUAAAUGACAUUUACUCAAACCAAGAGUACUCAAUAAACAUCUAGGUAUUAUAAUAGAUUCUAAUUUAUCUUGGAAAAGUCAAGUAAGCUAUAUUUCUGAAAAGAUUAAGACAUUGUAAGCACUGAACUCUUGUAAACCUUAUCUAUUCAAGUUUCCAAGAACACCACCACCAAAAAGCAGACUGCUAAAGCUUCCAAUACAACAAAUAAAAAGGAGAAGAAUAAAAAAGGUAAAAACUUUUGACACAUCACUUAGGGCUUGUCUCAGGCUCAGUGGAAACAAAAGGAGAGCACUGAAGGCCGCUAUUUGUAUAUUUACUUUCUCUAUGCACUGACCUUUCCUAGGUCCUAGUUUGUUACUUUUUUAAGAAAUAAUGGUCAUUAAUUGAUUUAAUACUUCAGUGGAAUAAAUCUUGAGAUGAGUGAUUUUCUUUAUUCAUUGCAUGUGGGUUCAUGAAGAAAUAAAGCAAUUGCAGUUUUAAGAUGGAACACCAACUGACUUAGUUCAGUAAUAGCAUGUUGUCAAAUUAUUAGUGCAUGCAUGCCUGUUCUUGGUUUUGUUCUUCAUUAUAAAGGAAAAGUUUGUUGGAGGUAUGACAUUUGAAUAACAAGCACAAUGUUGCCAUUCUUGUGUGAAGAGUUCAUUGAAAAAUCACGGAGAUAAUAAUAUUAUUAUUGAAAAUGAGAGAAACAGUUUCUUUAGUUAUGUUUAGUCUCUGUUUUUGUUUUUUUAUAUCACCUAGUUUGAUGUUGUGUUUUUAUAUUCAGCUGUGUGCCGUUAUUUAAUUAUGCUGGACUAUUUUUAAGGUGCAUCUGAGGAAAUUCCUGCUAAAAAACCAAGAACUCAACCUAUUAAAAAAAAGAGUAGCAAGGAUAAUACAGGGAAAGGUAACUUAUUGAUAAAAAUAAGCAUUAUUAUAUAGUGUAGCUUCAAGAUUAAUUCCUUGUAUAGGAUCUUGUGAAUAUAUGUAAUUAUGUUGCUUCCAAAUUCUUAAAAAAGCAAAUGGGGGGAGGUGGGGUAGUUUUAAGACAAGAACCAAUUGUCAACAAGUCAUCCAUAGCAUAUAGAAGAAAUCUUUAGCAGACAUGUUUUUCUGACUUACUUACAUUGCAUUGUAUUAGAGACAAAGUUUUACAAGUGAAGUACAGGUAAUUGACUUUGGCUUUUCUUUGACUUUGUUUGGUCUCCUAUAAAAGCUCUGAGAGAAGUUGUCCUUUUUUUUUAAACAGACCUAUCAAAGAGCUUUUUAAUCACAUCUACUGGUACUAAUUUUGCCUUAACUAUCACAAUUAAAUGUUUAUAAUCCCAGUUACCUGUCAAGAAACACUUACUAAAACUGCAAGACCUCAAGCUUUGAAAACAAGCAGUGAUUGGGGGAAUGAUAUUGGAGGUGUGUAAUAUACAUAUACUUAUCAAUAAUAUACCUAUAUUUCUUGAGUGUAUUCGCAGAUUCUUGCUUGCUUUUCUUCAGAGACAACCACUGUCCAGCUCCCCUAUAUAGUUUGUUGAAUAAAAAACAUGAUUUCAUAUAUAGUUUCUUCUUACUAUACUUGGAAGUUUUGAGAGUUGUGUAUUAGGUUUGUUUAUUUUUUUUUUUACAAAUCUUUAUAAUUAUACAGUCACAUUUCAAGAAACACUCGCCAAAAUUGCAGAACCUCAAGUUUUGGAAACAAGCAGUGACUGGGGGAAUGAUACAGGAGGUGACUAAUAAACAUAUACUCAUCAAUAAUAUACCUGCAUUUCUUGAGUGUGUCUGCAGAUUUUUGUUUGCUUUACCUCAGAGACAACCAUUGUCUGCAUUUCCUUAUGUAGUUUUUUUUAAUUAAAAAAAAUCAUUUCAUGUAUAGUUUUUACCUACUAUAGUUGAAGGUUUUGAGAGUAGUGUAUUAGGUUUUUUAUUUAUUUGUUUAUUUAUUUAUUUAUUUUACAUAUCUUUAUAAUUACAGUUUCCUUUGGAGAAACAUUCACCAAAACUGCAGAACCCCAAGUUUUGGGAAAAAGCAGUGACUGGGGAAAUGAUGUAGGAGGUGACUAAAUUACAUAUCUUUUUCAACAACAUACCUGCAUUUCUUGAGUGCAUUAGCAGAUUCUUGUUUGCCUUAUGUCAGAGAAGACCCAUGUGCUGGUUCCCUUAUAUAGUUUUGUUGAUUUCAUGUAUAUUUCAGGUUUUGAGAGUGGUGUAUUGUGUUUGUUCAUUUGUUUUUUUUUUUUUCCUUCCCCUUGAGUAAUCCACUAACUUUAGAGGUUUUUUAAUUAUAUUAUUGUCUACUAACUCAGCUCUUUCUAACACUUCUGAAUAUAAAAUCCAGAUGCAUCUGUACCAACAGCCAACAAUAAAAAAGGGAAAGCUAGUGAACCAAAACACAGCCAAAAGAAGGGUAAGUAAUCAAACAUCCAUCCAGUAAAGGAAGGGAAAACUUGAGAGUUUGUGAACAAAAUUUGUCAAAUUAUGGCUGUUUUGUUGAAUAUCAAGAAAGUAAAAAUAUCAUGACUUACUGGCUUGUGUGAUUGGAUAUUAUCCCUGAGAGACAACUUGGUUUUGAUGAAUCACUUGUUUAUCAAGAAUGAGUUACAGUCUCUAAUAGUUCCUAAGAAGAGCUGCAAAUGAAAAAUUAACUAUUUUGGAAAUUUAGCCUUAAGAUAGAAGAGGAACAAACUGGUGUAACACUAAGUGCAUGUUUGUGUUACAUGUACACAUAGCUUCCUGCUCCCUCUCACACCAGGACCCAUGUGAAAGAUAUGCUCUUAGAGCUCCAAUAUAUGCUCUCAAAAGCUUUCAAAAAGCAAGUUUUACAUGAAUUGUACAAUGGCUUAAGUUGGUUAUCUUGCCCGUGAUUCACAAGAAGAUUGUCAUGCUUUUGUGGGUAGUUGAUGCAGAGUACUAAUUUCCAGAUUUAUUUCAGAAUUAACUUCCAAUAUAUUUAUAAAGUACUUUGAAUGUACUUUUAAAAUAACAAGAAUGUGGUUGAGUGCCUUUCUUAGUAAUAAUUUGUCAUAUUAACCCUGCCACAUCUCUUGUCUCUUUUGUGUUAAAGGUAACCUUAGCUUUUACACUCAGACAACUGUGAAAUAGACCAUUCUCAAACACAAUGAGCCUUAAAAGACCAUCAGUGAGUUGUAUCAACUGAAGUAAGUUUUCUUUUUUAAGUAUGUGAGACAUUGUAAGCACUGAACUCUUGUGAACCUUAUCUAUUCAAGUUUCCAAGAACACCACCACCAAAAAGCAGACAGCUAAAGCUUCCAACACAACAAAUAAAAAGGGGAAGAAUGAAAAAGGUAACAACCUUUGACACAUCACUUAUGGCUUGUUCCAGGCUCAGAUGGUCAGUGGAGACAAAAAGAGAGCACUGAGGGCUAAUAUUUGCAUGCUUACUUUCCCCAUGCACUGACCAAGAGCCUGGAAAAGGCUAGUUCCUUUUUUAAAAAAUUAUAGUUUUUAAAUACUGUUAGUAAUAAUUCAAUAGAAUAAAUUAAUAGAUGAGUUAUUUUCUUUAUUCAUUGCAUGUGGGUACAUGAAGAAGUAAGCAAUUACAGUUUUAAGAUGGAACACCUACUGAAUUUGUUUGGUGAUAGCAUAUAGUCAUAUCGUUAUAGUGCAUGCAUGCUUACUCUUGGAUUUAUUUUGACAUUAUGAAGGAAAAGUUUGUUUAGUUAUGAUAUGUGAAUAACAAGCACAAUGUUGGCAUUCUUGUGUGAAGAGCUCAUUAAAAAAAUCACAGAGAUAAUAUUACUGAUAAUGAGACAAGCAUUUUCUUUAGUUAUGUGCAGUUUUUGUGCUUAUUUUUUUAUCACCUAGUUUGAUUUUCUGUUUUUAUAUUCAGCUGUGUGCCAUUAGUUAAUUAUGCUGGACUAUUUUUAAGGUGCAUCUGAGGAAAUUCCUGCUAAAAAACCAAGAACUCAACCUAUUAAAAGAAAGAGUAGCAAGGAUAAUACAGGGAAAGGUAACUUUUUAAUGAUAAAAAUAAGCAUUAUUUUAUAGUUUAGCUUCAAUUAAGUCAGAUAAAAUCCUUGUAUAUAGGAUCCUAUAUAUAUAUAUAUAUAUAUAUAUAUAAAUAAAUGUGGGGUUAGAGUCUACCUUGGCAUAAAGUGCUCAAUGCUGUGGUAGCAGAGCUAAGUAUACAUAAAAUAAAUAAUUAAAGAGGAUGCAUCGAUUCUCUGUGACUCUGAGUUUCGCACCUAAGCACUUGUCGGACAGAACUUUAUUCAAUGAAGAACAUACCUUCCUAAUGUUCUUCAUUGAAUAAAGUUCUGUCUGACAAGCCCUUAGGCACAAAACUCAGAGUCGCAGAGAAUUGAUGCAUCCUGUUUAAUUCUUUAACAGUAUUUUUUACACAAAUCUUUACAAUUACAGUUACCUUUCAAAAAACACUCACCAAAACUGCAAAACCUCAAGUUUUGGAAACAAGCGGUGACUGGGGGAAUGAUACAGGAGGUGACUAAUAAACAUAUACUCAUCAAUAAUAAACCAGUAUUUCUUGAGUGCGUUUGGUAAUUUUUGUCUGCUUUACCUUAGAGACAACCAGUGUCCACGUUUCCUCAUAUAGUUUUCUUGAAUAAAAACAUCAUUACAUGUAUAAUUUCUACUUCUGAUAGUUGAGGUUUUGAGAGUAGUGUAUUAGGUUUGUUUGUAAUUUUUUUUCCACAAAUCUUUUUAAUUACAGUUUCCUUUCAAGAAACACUUACCCAACCUGCAAAACCUCAAGUUUUGGAAACAACCAGUAGCUGGGCUGGAAAUGAUCUAGGAGGUGACUAAGUUACAUAUAUUUUUCAACAAUAUAUAUACCUGCAUUUUGAGUGUUGAGUGUAGUUGCAGAUUCCUGUUAGCUUUUUAACAGAGAAGACCACCGUCCGGGUUCCCUUGUAUAGUUUUGUUGAAUAAAAGACAUUAUUCAUGGAAACUUUUUAUGCCAAGAAUAGUUGAAGAUUUUGAGAGUAGUGUGUUAUGUUUGUUAAUUUUUUUUUCUUCACCCUGAGUAAUCCACUAACUUUAGAGGUUUUAAUGUUAUAUCAUUGUCUACUAACUCAGCUCUUUCUAACACUUCGGAAUUUAAAAUCCAGAUACAUCUGCACCUGCACCAACAAUCAAAAAAGGGAAGGCCAGUCAACCAAAAGACAGCCAAAAGAAGGGUAAGUAACUGAACAUCCAUCAAGUAAGGGAAGGGAAAACUUGAGAGUUUGUGAACAAAAUUUGUCAAACUACAGCUAUUCUAUUAAAUAUCAAGAAAGUAAAUAUACUGUGACAUACUGGCUUGUGUGAUUGGAUAUUAUCCCUGAGAGACGACUUGGUUUUGAUGGCCAGCUAAUGAGAUCUCAUGAGAAGAUAGGCCCUUAAAGUUGGUUGAUUUUAUUUGUUAUAUUGUGGAGUCCAAAGCAUGAAUCAUUUGGUUAUCAAGACUGAGUUACAGUCAGUAAUAGUUCCUUAGAGCUGCAGAUAAAAAGUUCACUACUUUGAAAAUUUAGCCUUGAGAUAGAAGGGGAACAAACUGGUGUAAGGCUAAGUGCAUGUUUUUACUACAUGAACACAUUGCUACCUGCUCUCUCACACAUGGACAUAUGUCAAAGAUAUGCUGCUAGUACUCUGAUAUAUGCUCUCAAAAGCUUUUGAAAAGCAAGUUUUACAUGAGUUGUACAAUGGCAUAGGUUAGUUAUCUUGCCUGUGGUAACAAGGCUUCAUAAGAAGAUUGUCAUGCUUUUAUGGGUAGUUAAUGCAUAUUGCUACUUUCCAAAUUUUAUUUCAGAGUUAACUUUUAAUAUAAUUAUGAAUUACUUUGAAUGAUCCAUUCUGCAUUUGCACAAUUAGAUGCCAAUUAACAAGAAUGUGGUUGAGUGUGCCUGUCUUAGUAAUAAUUUGUUGUACUAACCUUGUCAGGUCUCUUGUCUCUUUCCUGAUAAAGCUUACCUUAGCUUUUACCCUCAAACAACCCUGAAAUGCACUAUUUUCAAAUGCAAUGAGUCUUACAAGACCAUCAGUGAGUUGUAUCAGCUGAAGUAAGUUUUCUUUUUUAAGUAUGUGAGAUAUUGUAAGCACUGAACUCUUGUGAACCUUAUCUAUUCAAGUUUCCAAGAACACCACCACCAAAAAGCAGACAGCUAAAGCUUCAAAGGCAACAAAUAAAAAGGGGAAGAAUGAGAAAGGUAACAACUUUUGAUAUGUCACUUAUGGCUUGUUCCAGGCUCAGUUGGUCAGUGGAGACAAAAAGAGAGCACUGAAGGCUGUUAUUUGCAUGCUUACUUUCCCCCUGCACUGACCAAGAGCCUAGAAAAGGCUAGUUCCUUUUUAAAAAAAUUUAUUUUUAAAUACUGUAAUACUUCAAUGGAAUAAAUUUAUUUAAUCAAUUAGUUAUUUUCUUUAUUCAUUGCAUGUGGGUUCAUGAAGAAGUAAUUGCAGUUUUAAGAUUUAACACCAACUGACUUAAUUAGUUCAGAAAUAGCACGUAGUCAAAUUAUUAGUGCAUGCAUGUCUGUUCUUGGCUUUGUCCUACAUCAUAAAGGAAAAGUUUGUUGGAGGUAUGAUAUUUGAAUAACAAGCACAAUGCUGGCAUUCUUGUGUGAAGACCUCAUUAAAAAAAACACAGAGAUAAUAUUAUUGAUAAUGAAAGGAGCAUUUUCUUUCUUUAGUUAUGUGUAGUUCUUGUGCUUUUUUUUUUAUCACCUAGUUUGAUGUUCUAUUUUUCUAUUCAGCUGUGUGCCAUUAUUUAAUUAUGCUGGACUAUUUUUUAAGGUGCAUCUGAGGAAAUUCCUUCUAAAAAACCAAGAACUCAACCUAUUAAAAGAAAGAGUAGCAAGGAUAAUACAGGGAAAGGUAACUUAUUGAUAUAAUCAAGCAUUAUUGUGUAGUGUAGCUUCAAGUCAGAUUAAAUCCCUGUACAGGAUUUUGUUUAUAUAUUUAAUUAUGUUGCUUCCAGUUUCCUAAAAAAGCAAAUGGGGGGGUGGUUGUAAGACAGGAACCAAUUGUCAACAAGUCAUCAACAGCAUAUAGGAGAAAUCUUUAGCAGACAUGUUUUGCUGACUUAAUGUCGCAUUAUAUUAGAGACAAAGUUUUACAAGUGAUGUGUAGGUAAUUGACUUUGGCUCUCUUUAGGCUUUCUUUCGGCUUUGUUUGGUCAUUUAAUUUUUCCAAACAGACCUAUCAAAGAGCUUUUUAAUCACAUGUACUAGGUUUGCCUUAACAAUCACAUAUCUUUAUAAUCACAGUUACCUGUCAAGAAACACUUACCGAAACUGCAACACCUCAAGCUUUGAAAACAAGCAGUGAUUGGGGGAAUGAUAUUGGAGGUGGCAAAUAUGCAUAUAUUUUAUCAAUAUUAUACCAGCUUUUUUGAGCACAUUUGCAGAUCCCUUUUUGCUUUACUUUAGAGACAACCACUGUCAAUGUUUCCUUAUAUAGUUUUGUUGCAUAAAAGACAUCAUUCCAUGUAUAUUGUAUAGUUUAUAGGUUUGUUUGUUUAUUUAUUUAUUUUUUUUUUUUUCACAAAUCUCUAUAAUUACAAUUUUCUUUCAAGAACCACCCACCAAAACUGCAAAAUGUCAAGUUUUGGAAACAAGCAGUGACUGGGGAAAUGAUAUAGGAGGUGACUAAAUUACUUAUAUUUUCAACAACAUACCUGCAUUUCUUGAGUGCAUUAGCAGAUUCUUGUGAGCUUUACACCAGAGAAGACUACCAUUCAGGUUCCUUUACAUAGUUUUGUUGGAUUAAAAAAAAUAAUUUCAUGUAUACUUUUUAUACCUACAAUAGUUGAAGGUUUUGAGAGUAGUGUAUUGUUUGUGUAUUUUUUUCGUCUUCUUGAGUAAUCCAUUAACUUUAGAGGUUUUAAUGUUAUGUUAUUGUCUACUAACUCAGCUCCUUCUAACACUUCUGAAUUUGAAAUCCAGAUGCAUCUGCACCUGCACCAACAGUCAAAAAAGGGAAGGCUAGUGAACCAAAACAAAGCCAAAAGAAGGGUAAGUAACUGAACAUCCAUCAAGUAAGGGAAGGGAAAACUUGAGAGUUUGUGAACAAAAUUUGUCAAAUUAUGGCUAUUCUGUUGAAUAUAAAGAAGUAAAAAUACUUUGACUUACUGGCUUGUGUAAUUAAAUAUUAUCCCUGAGAGACAACUUGGUUUUGAUGGCCAUCUAAUGAGAUCUCAGGAGAAGUUAGGCCCUAAAGUUGGUUGAUUUCAUUUGUUACAUUGAGGAGUCUAAAGCAUGAAUCAUUUGUAAUAGUUCCAAGAGCUACAGAUAAAAGCUUCACCACUUUGGAAAUUUAGCCUUGAGAUAGAAGGGGAACAAACUGGUGUAAGGCUAAUUAAGUGCAUGUUUGUGCUACAUGUACGCAUAGCUUCCUGGUCUCUCAUGCCAAGACCCAUGUCAAAGAUAUGCUCUCAAAAGCUUUCAAAAAGCAAGUUUUACAUGAGUUGUUAUGGCAUAAGUUAGUUAUCUUGCUUAUGGCACAAGGGCUCUUUAAGAAGAUUAUCAUGCAUUUGUGGGUAGUUAAUGCAUAGUGCUAAUUUCCAGAUUUUAAUUCAGAAUUAUCUUCUAAUAUAAUUGCAGAGUACUUUGAAUGAUCCAUUUUGUAUUUGCAAAAUUAGAUGCCAAUGAACAAGAAUGUGGUUGAGGGUGCCUUUCUUAGUAAUAAUUUGUUAUACUAACCUUACCAGGUUUCUUGUGUCUUUUGUGACAAAGCUAACCUAGUUUUUACCUUCAAACAACCCUGAAAUGGACUAUUCUCAAACACAAUGAGCCUUACAAGACCAUCAAUGAGUUGUAUCAAGUUAGUUUUCUUUUUAAACAUGUGAGAUAUUGUAAGCACUGAACUCUUGUGAACCUUAUCUAUUCAAGUCUCCAAGAACACCACCACCAAAAAGCAGACAGCUAAAGCCUCCAAUACAACAAAUAAAAAGGAAAAGAAUGAGAAAGGUAACAAUUUUUGAUUUAUUCCUUUAUGGCUUGUUCCAGGCUCAAUGGUCAGUGGAGACAAAAAGAGAGCACUCAAGGCUGCUCUAUGCAUGCUUACUUUCCCCCUGCACUGACCAAGUGCCUGGAAAAGGCUAGUUCGUUUUUUAAAAAUUAUAGUUUUUAAAUACUGUAAUACUUCAAUAGAAUAAAUUAAUAUAUGAGUUAUCUUCUUUAUUCAUUGCAUGUGGGUUCAUGAAGAAGUAACACCAACUGACUUAGCACAGUCAAAUUAUAAAUUCAUGCAUGCUGCUACUUGUUUCACAUCCUGAAGGAAAAGUUUGUUGGAGUUAUGACAUUUGAAUAACAAGCAUAAAAAAAUAAGGAGAUAAUGUUAUUGAUAAUGAGAGGAGUAGUUUCUUUAAUUCUGUGUAGUUUUGGUUUUUGUGUUUUCUUUUUUUUACCUAGUUUGAUAUUCUGUUUUUAUAUUUGAAUGUGUGCCAUAAUUUAAUAAUGCUGAAUUAUUUUUUAAGGUGCAUCUGAGGAAAUUCCUGCUAAAAAUCCAAGAACUCAACCUAAUAAAAAAAAGAGUAGCAAGGAUAAUACAGGGAAAGGUAACUUAUUGAUAAAAAUAAGCAUUAUUAUAUAGUGUAGUUUCAAGUCAGAUUAAAUCCUUGUAUAGGAUCUUGUUAAUAUAUAUAAUUCUGUUGCUUUCAGAUUCCUUAAAAAUGCAAAUGGGAAGGGGGUAGUUUUAAGACAGGAACCAAUUAUCAACAAGUCAUCAGCAGCAUAUAGGAAAAAUCUUUAGCAGACAUGUUUUGCUUAAUUACUUAUGUUGUAUUAUAUUAGAGACAAAGUUUUACAACUGAUGUAUGGGUAAUUGACUUUGGCUUUCUCUUGGCUAUGUUUGGUGUUCUGUAAAAGCUGUGAGAGAAGUUGUCAUUAUUUUUAAACAGACAAAUCCAAGAGCUUUUUAAUCAAUUGUACUAGUUUUGCCCUAACUACCACAAAUCUCUAUAACUACAGUUACCUGUCAAGAAACACACACCAACAUUGCAAAACCUCAAGUUUUGGAAAUGAGCAGUGACUGGAAGAAUGAUACAGGAGGUGACUAACUUACAUAUAUAUAUAUUUCAUUAAUAUAACUACAUUUCUUGAGUGCAUUUGCAGAUUCUUGUUUGCUUUACUUCAGAGACAUCCACGGUCUGGGCGGUCUGGUAGAAGAAGAAACAUAAUUACAUGUAUAGAUUCUACUUAUGAUAGUUGAAGGUUUUGAGACUAGUGUAUUGGGUUUGUUUAUUUGUUUAUUUUUUUUUUUUUUCCACAAAUCUUUAUAAUGACAGUUACCCAUCAAGAGACAAUCACCAAAACUGCAAGACCCCAAGCUUUGAAAACAAGCGGUGACUGGGAGAAUGAUAAAGGAGGUGACUAAUGCAACUGUAUUUUUCAAUAAUAUACCUGCAUUUCUUGAGUGCAUUUGCUGAUUCUUGUUGGCUUAAUUACAUAUAAGACCACUUUCCUGGUUCCCUUAUAUAGUUUUAUUGAAUAAAAAACAUCAUUUCAUGUACAGUUUGUACUCACAACAGUGAAAGGUUUUGAGAGUGGUGUGUUAGGUUUGUUUGUUAAUUUUUUUUCUCUCAAAGUAAUCCAACAACCUAAGGGGUAUUAUUGUUAUAUUAUUGUCUACUACCUCAACUCUUUCUAACACUUUUGAAUUUAAAAUCCAGAUGCAUCUGCACCAACAGUUAGCAAUAAAAAAGGGAAGGCUAGUGAACCAAAACACGGCAAAAAGAAGAGUAAGUAAUAGAACAUCUAUUUAGUAAGGGAAGGACAAAAUUCGUCUGUUGAAUAUCAAGAAAUUAAAAAUAUCGUGACUUACUGGCUUGUGUGAUUAUAUAUUAUCCCUGAGAGAUAACUUGGCUCUGACGACCAGCUAAUCGGAGAUCUCGUGAGUAGAUAGGCCAUAAAGCUGGUUGAUUUCAUUUGUUAUAUUGUGGGAAAGGAGUAUGGAGUAUUCUCGUUGGAGCUUGAGUUUACCAGUAAUUUUGGGGCUAGAUUGUCAGACAAAUGAUUCAUAGUCUUUUUAUAGUUAAACAGGGCACACCAAAGAUGGCUGAGUUAGAAGGAUUGGGUAUAGAUAUUGGUGACAAGUGGAAAACUCUGGGAAGACGCUUAAAAGUAUCAGAGCAACUCGAAAUAAUCGAUGCGCGAUAUAAUACUCUUUCUGAAAAAGCCUUCCAGAUGCUUCAAUACUGGACCCAGAAAAGAGGUUCCUCUGCGACCUACAGAGUUCUAAGUGGUGCCUUAAAAGACGGUCUUUUAGUACGUAAAGACUUGUCAGAAAAGUACUGUUAUGGUUGACAGUUGACAUAACAAAUAUUUUCUUGUCUUUUAACUCUGAUUUACGUGGGAGUGAGCGGUUUAGUAUGUACUUUCUUUGCUCUAUUUUCUUGUUCUUUCAGUUACACAUGUCACUUUCGUCGAAAUGUUUAAAAUGUACGUCCAAACUUAUGACAGUUCUUUCACAAACAAAACAGCUGCUUAAGAGUCAGAGUUUUGUAACAGCAAACUAAAUACAGUAAGCAAGAGUAUUGUUUCGUGGUCGAAUCUCAGAGUAGAAUUUUAGAAUUUCAAACUGAUCGCUCAACAUACAGGUAGCGAUUAUUUUUAAAGGAUCAGACUGAAACAGAAAGGGCGAUUUGCCGAUUUUUUUUUUAUUCUUGGGGUAUUGUCUAGUUGGUAGGUUACUAUCAAAUUUUCAACUUAAUUUUAAUUUUUUUAGAACGGCGUUUUUGUCUCUUUUUCAUGCUGAGCACCAGUAGAUUUAGACCGUCAGUAGUACUAAACAAGUUAACUGGUAUAUCGUAUGAAUAGCUUGUUGAUAAAUGUAAUUAUUUUAGACUUUUUUUUAGGUCAUUAUUACAUUUCUGCGGGUGAAUUGUUGUAAUUUACGAAAUUACCAAGAAAUUGUAAUUUUUACACCCCGUUAUUAAUGUGUUAAUAGAGAAUUCCUCCCAAAAAAGUGUUAGAGAAAUAUUUGGUAAGGAUGGCAGUUAUUUUAUCUUCAUGUUAAGUCAUAAAUUUUGUCCGUUAAAGCUAUAGAAGGUUGGAUAGGAUUAUUUUUAUGGAUCUAGGUAAAUACAAAGUUUGUGAUAUUGCACACCUUUUAAAUUAUGGAUUUGGUGUUAAGUCAAAUUAUUUUUCUUAGAUACCUAGUGUCGUAAAUUGUAAAUUACAAUUAUCCGUAAUAAAAUACGUUUAACGUAUUGAAACUCACAGCAAG